Gorilla gorilla gorilla (western lowland gorilla) is the source of this 1449-nucleotide messenger RNA. RefSeq names its product protein phosphatase 1 catalytic subunit alpha (gene PPP1CA). The record is from RefSeq and is a predicted model, not a curated record. The coding region runs from base 104 to 1096 and encodes 330 amino acids. Gene Ontology annotation, molecular function: protein serine/threonine phosphatase activity. Gene Ontology annotation, cellular component: nucleus; cytoplasm. The transcript is spliced from 7 exons. NCBI's taxonomy places the organism in Eukaryota, Metazoa, Chordata, Mammalia, Primates, Hominidae.
CGGACUGGGGCGGGCGGAAGGAGAGCCAGGCCGGAAGGAGGCUGCCGGAGGGCGGGAGGCAGGAGCGGGCCAGGAGCUGCUGGGCUGGAGCGGCGGCGCCGCCAUGUCCGACAGCGAGAAGCUCAACCUGGACUCGAUCAUCGGGCGCCUGCUGGAAGUGCAGGGCUCGCGGCCUGGCAAGAAUGUACAGCUGACAGAGAACGAGAUCCGCGGUCUGUGCCUGAAAUCCCGGGAGAUUUUCCUGAGCCAGCCCAUUCUUCUGGAGCUGGAGGCACCCCUCAAGAUCUGCGGUGACAUACACGGCCAGUACUACGACCUUCUGCGACUAUUUGAGUAUGGCGGUUUCCCUCCCGAGAGCAACUACCUCUUUCUGGGGGACUAUGUGGACAGGGGCAAGCAGUCCUUGGAGACCAUCUGCCUGCUGCUGGCCUAUAAGAUCAAGUACCCCGAGAACUUCUUCCUGCUCCGUGGGAACCACGAGUGUGCCAGCAUCAACCGCAUCUAUGGUUUCUACGAUGAGUGCAAGAGACGCUACAACAUCAAACUGUGGAAAACCUUCACUGACUGCUUCAACUGCCUGCCCAUUGCGGCCAUAGUGGAUGAAAAGAUCUUCUGCUGCCACGGAGGCCUGUCCCCGGACCUGCAGUCUAUGGAGCAGAUUCGGCGGAUCAUGCGGCCCACAGACGUGCCUGACCAGGGCCUGCUGUGUGACCUGCUGUGGUCUGACCCUGACAAGGACGUGCAGGGCUGGGGCGAGAACGACCGUGGCGUCUCUUUUACCUUUGGAGCCGAGGUGGUGGCCAAGUUCCUCCACAAGCACGACUUGGACCUCAUCUGCCGAGCACACCAGGUGGUAGAAGACGGCUACGAGUUCUUUGCCAAGCGGCAGCUGGUGACACUUUUCUCAGCUCCCAACUACUGUGGCGAGUUUGACAAUGCUGGCGCCAUGAUGAGUGUGGACGAGACCCUCAUGUGCUCUUUCCAGAUCCUCAAGCCCGCCGACAAGAACAAGGGGAAGUACGGGCAGUUCAGUGGCCUGAACCCUGGAGGCCGACCCAUCACCCCACCCCGCAAUUCCGCCAAAGCCAAGAAAUAGCCCCCACGCACCACCCUGUGCCCCAGAUGAUGGAUUGAUUGUACAGAAAUCAUGCUGCCAUGCUGGGGGGGGGGUCACCCCGACCCUUCAGGCCCACCUGUCACGGGGAACAUGGAGCCUUGGUGUAUUUUUCUUUUCUUUUUUUAAUGAAUCAAUAGCAGCGUCCAGUCCCCCAGGGCUGCUUCCUGCCUGCACCUGUGGUGACUGUGAGCAGGAUCCUGGGGCUGAGGCUGCAGCUCAGGGCAACGGCAGGCCAGGUCGUGGGUCUCCAGCCGUGCUUGGCCUCAGGGCUGGCAGCCGGAUCCUGGGGCAACCCAUCUGGUCUCUUGAAUAAAGGUCAAAGCUGGAUUCUC